Molecule: messenger RNA, 1394 nt
Organism: Cucurbita pepo subsp. pepo (vegetable marrow)
Lineage: Eukaryota; Viridiplantae; Streptophyta; Magnoliopsida; Cucurbitales; Cucurbitaceae
Biological process (GO): iron import into the mitochondrion
Cellular component (GO): mitochondrial membrane
Molecular function (GO): ferrous iron transmembrane transporter activity
Source: RefSeq, a predicted model, not a curated record
UUAUAAAAACCUUGAGAGGAAGUCGAGGACAAUAUCUACUAGCGGUGGACUUGGGCUGUUACAACUAACACUCAAUUUAGCACCAAGAUCGAACCUAAGACCAUGUCUCAUUAUCUUUUUUUGACACAACCCCAGAAUUAUUCGCAAACAAAAUGGAUGAAAGAAGAUGAAUCAACAUGGUUGAGAUCCGUAUCUUUGUAGAUAUUUUAUGGAACUCGAAAAAGGAGUUAAAAGGAAAUGCUAUGAUAGCUCCUCCUCUAUAUGAUACUCUGUAAUUAAAAAAAAAAUAUGCAGAAAGAAGAGACAAGCAUAUCACCUCUCAAAAGCUAUGGUGCAAGGCGACAAUCUCAUUCCAUUCAGAUAGAAUUCCACUCUCGAAUCCUUUUGUUAAAUUGCAGCCUCUGAUUCCAACAUCUCUUAACCCCAAUUUCGAUCUCUGCAACUUUCACACCAUGGUCGAUUUCCACCCCGAAAUUUCCGUUUCGCCGCCGACCCACGACGGCCUCUACUUCUGGCAGUUCAUGAUCGCCGGGUCAAUUGCAGGGUCCGUCGAACACAUGACCAUGUUUCCAGUGGACACUCUCAAGACACGCAUACAAGCCAUCGGCGGAUCUUCAACAGUCCGACAAGCACUCGGCUCGAUUCUAAAGAUGGAAGGUCCAGCCGGGCUGUACAGUGGAAUUGGGGCAAUGGGUCUCGGUGCAGGACCUGCACACGCCGUCUACUUCUCAGUAUAUGAAUUCUGCAAAGAGGGGUUUUCAGUUGGAAAUCUUAACAACUCAUUAGCACACGCCAUUUCUGGGGUGUGUGCGACGGUGGCGAGCGACGCUGUGAUAACGCCGAUGGAUGUGGUGAAACAGAGGCUGCAGUUGAAGAGCAGUCCUUAUAAAGGAGUGGGAGACUGCGUGAGGAGAAUUUUGGUUGAGGAAGGAAUUGGGGCGCUCUAUGCCUCUUAUCGGACCACGGUGCUGAUGAAUGCACCGUACACGGCUGUCCAUUUUGCCACUUAUGAAGCGGCAAAAAGGGGAUUGAAGGAGGUCUCACCGGGAAGUGACAACGACGAGAGGCUGAUUGUUCAUGCUACAGCCGGAGCAGCAGCUGGGUCUCUUGCUGCUGCUCUUACAACGCCAUUAGACGUUGUGAAAACUCGGCUGCAAUGCCAGGGAGUAUGUGGGUGCGACAAGUUUUCAAGCAGUUCAAUUGGGUACGUACUUGGGCGUGUCGUUAAGCAGGACGGCUACAAUGGGCUGAUGAAGGGAUGGAUUCCACGGGUGCUUUUCCACGCGCCCGCUGCUGCGAUUUGCUGGUCGACCUACGAGGCUUCAAAAACCUUCUUUCAACAGCUCCACCAUAGCAACAAUUAAAAGAAGCUGCGCCCAUUUGUUUACUCACUG